Xyrauchen texanus (razorback sucker) is the source of this 9089-nucleotide messenger RNA. RefSeq names its product partitioning defective 3 homolog. NCBI's taxonomy places the organism in Eukaryota, Metazoa, Chordata, Actinopteri, Cypriniformes, Catostomidae. Gene Ontology annotation, cellular component: adherens junction; apical junction complex; cell cortex. The transcript has 24 exons. Gene Ontology annotation, molecular function: phosphatidylinositol binding; protein binding. The record is from RefSeq and is a predicted model, not a curated record. The coding region runs from base 207 to 4238 and encodes 1343 amino acids. Gene Ontology annotation, biological process: microtubule cytoskeleton organization; establishment of cell polarity; cell adhesion.
CCCACGGACACUUCACCCACGACACACGCCAAGACAAGUACACAGACGCCGAACAGGUGGUCCAGUCCCACCUGAGGAACAAAACAUGAGGAUUUAUCCCGCUGUUCACCUUUCUGGAUACAAUGUUACCAUCGCUAACUGAUUGUGUCUGAAGAGUGCAACACUUCACGCGCUUCCCGAGGAGUCGCUGGGAAUACUGGGCGAACAUGAAAGUGACAGUAUGUUUUGGAAGGACCCGGGUGGUCGUUCCCUGUGGCGAUGGGAAUUUCAGAGUACAAAAUCUUAUUCAGCAAGCGGCGAUGAGAUAUAAAAAAGCCAUAGCCAAGGACCCAGGCUACUGGAUUCAAGUUCAUCGGUUAGAACAUGGAGACGGGGGCAUUUUGGAUCUGGAUGACGUGCUGUGUGACGUAGUUGACGACAAAGACAGGCUGGUGGCGGUCUACGAGGAGCAGGACCCUCAUCAUGGAGGUGACGGCACCAGUGCUAGUUCAACAGGUACUCAGAGUCCAGAGCUUUUCAACAUGAGCGAGCUCAACUCUUCCAACCUGUCUGCCUUCCAGUCCUACCAGACCAGCAGUGAGAUCGAGGUCACUCCCUCAGCCCUCCGGACCAACAUGCCCUUGCAUGUACGGCGCAGCAGUGAUCCAGCCGUGGUAGGCCUGCCAGAAGUCCAGCUCCAGUCAGAGGAACCGUCUCGUAAGAACCCUACACGCUGGUCCACCACUGCGGGGUUUUUGAAAACCAACACCACCAGUGGAACAAAUAGCCUAGAACGAAAGGGUGCAGGUCUGGAUGCAUACCACAGCCUGCCUCGUGAUACUGUCGCCUGGGCGACACAGUUUCAGAGGGAGAAUGCCCGCUCGUCUCUCAGUGCCAACCAUCCCUUGGUGGAUCGAUGGCUUGAGCGUCAAGAACAGGAAGAAGAGGAGGAGGAGAGAGGUGAUGGAGGAAAGAACGGGAGGAUAGAGCCAGUGGGAAGAGCAGACUCCUGUGUAGAAUCAGCCUCACUUGAUGAAAUGUUAAAGCUGGUUGAGGUGUCCAAUGGCGGUGGGCCACUAGGAAUCCAUGUUGUGCCUUUCAGUACCAGAGACAGAAGGACGCUUGGUUUGUUAGUCAAGAGGCUGGAGGGAGGCGGAAAGGCGGAGCGGGAAGCUCUGUUCCAGGAGAAUGACUGUAUCGUUCGGAUUAAUAACGGAGAUCUGCGCAACAUCCGAUUUGAACAGGCCCAGAAUUUGUUCAUUCAGGCCAUGAGCUCUCCGAUCAUCCUGUUCCAUGUAGUUCCAGCAUUAAAGAAAGCCCAGUAUGAGCAGUUGUAUCAGAAUGAGUUGGGCCUGCAGUCUGGUUCUGGACUCGGUGAUAGAGGUAGCCUGGUGGUAGGAGGUAUGGACUACAGUCUGCUGAGUAUGUCCAAAGCAGAAUCAAAUCGGGGCUUUCCAACAUUACCACAUCCAGCAAACCCAUCGGCCAAGAUGCUACCAGAACCCAUCCAACCUUCCAGACCAGACAGCAUUGCCUCAUCCAUGGGCUACUUCAAAAAAAUUGGCCGCAAGUUCAGUGUUCAGCUAAGGAAAGGUCCGGAGGGGUUGGGUUUUAGCAUCACCUCCAGAGACGUUCCCAUUGGAAGUUCCGCCCCCAUAUAUGUGAAAAAUAUCCUCCCCAGAGGAGCCGCCAUCCAGGAUGGCCAUCUUAAAGCAGGAGACCGUCUGCUCAAGGUUAAUGGAGUGGAUCUGAAUGGAAAGACUCAGGAGGAGGUUGUGGCAUUGUUGCGCUCCACUCCCAUGGGAGGCACUGUAGGUCUACUCAUCGUCAGGCAAGAGGAUGCUUUCCUUCCCCGUGAAGUGAAAGCAGAACGAGAUGACUUAAUUUUGACCCCGGAUGGAACGAGAAAGUUUUUGACUUUUGAAAUUCCUCUCAAUGACUCGGGCUCAGCAGGGUUGGGGGUCAGCGUCAAGGGCAACAGAUCUAAAGAAAGCCACGCUGACCUGGGUAUUUUCGUCAAGUCUAUAAUCACUGGAGGAGCUGCUUGCAAGGAUGGGCGGUUGAGGGUAAAUGACCAGCUAAUAGCAGUAAAUGGAGAAUCUUUACUGGAAAAGACAAACCAGGAAGCAAUGGAGACCCUCCGCAAGUCCAUGUCCAUAGAAGGCAACAAGAGAGGCAUGAUUCAGCUCAUCGUGGCUCGUCGGGUCCCAGGGAGAGGAGAGGAGGCUCCAGGUCGCCCACCUGUGCCAGAUCUGCCUCUGAACUCUUCACGAGAAGAACAUGAGCGCCGUAUCUCUCAGUCUCUCUGUCCCGGAGAAAACCUGGAUGACAACCACAGCCCACAACCCAACAUGAUGGGUAGAAUGAUGGGUAACUACCAGCUGUCCCCCACUGUGAACAUGCCCCAGGAUGACACCGUCAUCAUUGAAGAUGAUAGGCCACCUGUUCUCCCUGUCCGCUUGUCCGACCAAUCUUCAUCUAGCUCUCACGAUGACAUGGGAUUUGUGACAGAAAUGCCAGAAUCAUGGCCCAGAGAUGUCCAUAUACAGGACGAAAGUUCCCUCAGUCCAGAUGCAAAUAUAGAUGCCAUGUUUCAGAGGGAAGGCUUUGGAAGACAGAGCAUGUCUGAAAAGCGGACCAAACAGUACAGUGAUGCUGCACAGCUGGAGAUUGUUAAGAGUCGCAUGUCAAAGAGUAUGGACUUAGUAGCUGAUGAGUUUCACCUCACUCCCCACAAAGAGAGGACAGAAGGCAACUCCUCGCGAGAUGUAGGACCAUCAUUGGGUUUAAAGAAGUCUAGUUCCUUGGAAAGCCUCCAAACAGCUGUUGCUGAGGUGAUGCUAAAUGGGGAUGUCCCUUUGCACAGGCCCCGCCCCAGAAUCAUCAGGGGGAGGGGCUGCAACGAGAGCUUCCGGGCAGCCAUCGACAAAUCUUACGACAAGCCAAUUGUGACAAUAGUCAACCCUGAAGAAGAAGACGAGGGCAUGGAGACAUUGGAAGAGGACACAGAGGAGAGCUCACGGUCAGGUCAUGACUCCAUUUCCACGGCAACUGACCUUACCCUCCCACCCAGUGGAACGGCCAACGUGGAGAAACAAGUGAAUGGGGGACGUACCAAAGAUGGCAAGAAGAAGGAGAGGGAUGGGAAAGACAAGAAAGACAAAAGCAAAGCCAAGAAAGGUGUGCUGAAGGGCCUGGGUGACAUGUUCAGGUUUGGCAAACACCGCAAAGAUGACAGGCAGGUUGACAAUAUAGAGAGGAAAGGCUCUAGCAAGAACAAGAUGGAAGAAACUCAGGCCACAGAAGAGGAUACACUGAGAAUGAGGCUGGAGCAGGAGAGGAUUCAAUCUAAGACAAGGGAGCUUCGAGAACGACAGACCAAAGAGAGAGACUAUGCGGAAAUUCAGGACAUCAGUCGCACCUUCAGUUCUGAUGAAGAGCACACCUAUGCUGGGAUUGGCUCUUUGGACUCUUCUGUGGCUAGCAGUAUGGAUCUGAGCCAGAACCCUAGUCAAGAACAGCAUCCCCAGAGCCCAGUAGACCAACCCCUGCCCUUAGAGGCUCUCUACGCCCAGGUCAACAAGCUCCACAAUGGGCGUCCACCCUCUGCAGACAGCAACAGACUGACACCUAGCAACCAUGAUCGGAUACAGCGGCUACGGCAGGAGUUCCAGCAGGCCAAGCAAGAGGAAGACCCUGAUGACCGCCGUCACUCCUACAGCUUUCAACAGCAACCAUGGGCCAGCUCGGGCUCUUACACGCCAUCGGGUCGGCAUUCUGUUUCUGUGGAGGUCCAAAUGCAGAGACAGAGAGAGGACUCAUUCACACAAGCCCAGAGGCAGUACAACUCCCUACCACGACAACCACGUAAAAACCCUAGCAACGUGUCUCAAGACUCAUGGGAUAAAGUCUACCCUCCCGGCGAUGUCUUUCAGACCGCCAAAGAGAACCCUCGAUACUCCAGUUACCAGGGUUCCCAAUCUACCAAUGGUUACCUGGGUGCCAGUGCCACAGGCCUGAACGCCCGUGUACUCCUCGAGACCCAAGAGCUGCUGAGACAGGAGCAGAGACGCAAGGAGCAGGAGGCUAAAAUUAAACUCCCCACUAUGGAGGAGAUGCCAACACAGCCCGGAAGCCAAACCACUGUUCCUACCCCACCCAAAGGUCCAUAUCGACAAGACGUACCCCCAUCACCCACCCAACUUGCCCGACUCAACCGUCUACAGACCCCUGAGAAGGGCCGUCCCUUCUACUCCUGAGAAGAGAUCAACUGAAAAACUGUAUUACAGCAAUAUGUUGAAUGGAGAGAGACAGAGCUAUAAUAUAAAGGCUGCAUUGAGGAUUCCGGGUAAUUUGGUUGGAGGUUAGUUCAAGUGUGUCCAACUUGUUCCUUUUUUAUAAUUGUAUGAAAUGGAAAUCUUUGCACACACUGAAGAACUUUGUCUGCCAUAAACUUCCUGUGUGUGUGUGUGCGUGUGUGUGUGUGUGGAAUACAUUGAUGUUAGUUACUGUGCUUGGUACUCUUGACAAUCACAUGACAGCCCACCGAGGCUUUGAUACAUGGCCGUUCCCACAGUAUUGUGACCUACAUAUCAUGUUUUUACCAAGUAUGUAUGCUGAGAACAUGUACAGUAGGUGGGUAAAAACUGUCAAGAACAUGUCUGGGUCAUAUUUCAUGCAAUAAUCAAAAAGAGAUAAAAAAAAUGAAAUUCAUUAUGUGUAAAGAAAAUGUAACAUAUUUUGAGGAUCAUUCAGAGAUUGAGAUUGCUUUCAUGACAAUUAAGCAUUUCCACAAAAUUCUCAUUACUGAAAUGUGUGUGGAUAUUUUACUUUUGAGGUUUUUUUUUUAGGUCAUUCCUCAGUGGUGAUACUCUUUAGAUACCAAUUACUGUAAUUCCCGCUGUCAGUCAAUUAAAACUUUAAAGCGUGAUUAAUCGCAUGAUUUUUCAUUGUCAGUUUUGAUUAAUCACAGAUUUUGUAUGUGCUGAAAUCUGACUCUGAUAUUUAGUUAUUUGUUAUGAAAGAAUACAAAACAAUAUGUAACAAUAAUUCUAUAAUAACAUUUUCCAAACAAAACACCUUACACAGUAUAAAGAUUGAAGUGCAUGAAAAUUGCACCAAUUCAAGAAGGCUGACUAAUUUAAUGAAAUUGUCCCUAUAGCUUGAGUUAUCCAUUGCAAUGUGCGACCCUGAUUUACUACAGGUUUUGCAUGAAAACACGUGCAAACUUUAUAGCAUGCUCAAAAAAUGUCAGAGCUGAUCUGCUAAUGUAGUCUUCUGAGGAUUGUGUCUUUCAGAUGCGCAAAAUAGCAUGUCUUGGGAAUUUUUGUGCGUUUCCCUGAAAUGAAUAUGCAAUUUAGAGUUGUGCCCUAAAGUGCACAAAAUAAAGGCCGUUGUCGAUGCAAAUGAAUUAAAUUGCAAACAUGUAAACCCCGCAAAUUCAUUUAUGAUGGCAGAAAGUCAUUUCAGAAACGGAAACUGCAAGAGCAAAUGAAUACGAAUGAAAGGCAGGUAUUAAUCUGAUUCAUGAUGCUGUUAUUGUGGCAAAACAGAAACUUUGAGAAUAAAGAAGACAUUGAAUAUCCAUUUAUGACACGCAUUAAUGUGAUAUUAAAUUAUUUCUCAAACUUUAGGGUUUUAGUUCAUUUAGAACUCGAAAUUAUAACAUACUGAUCAUACAACUCUUUUAACUCUAAGAUAAAAAUAGCCCACUAACAAUUUAUGCCCAAAUUAUGUAUUUCGAUGUUUUAAACACAGUUUUUUUACUGCAGAAAUAUUGUGUUAACACAUUUAUUUCGACAGCUCUAACUGUAACUAACUAACAAUAUUCCGUUUUUACUAUGAGCAUAUGGGCAGAACAGAGAACGUUAAAUAUAUAAAUGCAUUUAUAUCUUGUGUCGACCAAUUGCAGACGAUUGCCAUUGCAUUUGCUAGUGGCGCAGAAGUUACACACUUGGGUAUCAAAUGUUUUUUCAGCAUUACAAUAUUGAUAAAAAGAAUUUUUUCAGGUUUAAGUAAUGCAAAUUUUUGUUGUUUUCUUAAUGUGUCAAUCUAAGAACUCGAGCCAUGUAGCUGAACUCAGCAUAUAGACUUUGACAGGUUUGCGACCCCACAACCUACCGACUCCCCUAGGGAAACCCCUUUUAACCUGUCAAACUUGUUACUCACACCUCACGUGACACUCCUCAUUCCCAACUACUUCAUAAUUGAUUCUACCUUCAGCUCUUUCCUCUAUUUUGUAGUUAAUCUCCCUCGACUAAUAAGCUCAACUAGAUCUGACCCUGUCUAACAGUGAAUCAGUCCAGACCAGGAAUGAAGCAAUUCCCCUCUUUAAAACUGUAUUUGUAUGACUUGCUGGAAGAGUGUAGGAUGCAUUUGAGUAUGUGUCGUGUGUGUUUUUUUAAACACAGUAGAUGUAGGUGUGAAUUUUUAUGCUCUGCCUUCAUGCAAACCUUCUUUGGUUUUAGGUGUUCUGUUAGAGGCCACAUCUGUUCUGCACUUAAAUGUUUUAUCACACAAGUUUAUGGGCAUUUGCUUGGACAUGUUCCACAAUAACACAACAAAGCUCAGGUUACUGCUUACACCCCCAUAGGCACAAAUAUAGUCUAAUAACAGUUUAAAGGGAGUUCUCCAAAACGCGCACACCAAGUUAUUCAAUUCCAGCCCCAUAUGAUUGUCUUUUAUUCUUAAAGCACAAAAGUUAAUGUUAUUAGGGAAAAUAUCCAAGCUGAAAAUUGCAAAUUUGUACACAUUUUUACCUGGUACAUUAUAAUCGGUUACGAGACAUGCGAGAACCAAUUAUGCUUGACGUCAUUGACCCUGUUUAAAUGCACUUUAGAAAACGUUUUGUUCCAGGAUGUGGAAAAAGUUUUUAACUCUCAAGGAGGAAGCGGGAGACAGCGAAUCAAACUCAAAAGGUAUUUUUAUUUGAUCUCACUCAAAAGCUUCAAACUCAGAUGUUAGCUUCACUGACACACACAAACACACGUACAGGCUCGGCUCUCUUUCCCCUCCGGCGGUAUGGAUCGCCUUUUAAAUCACUCUCAACUCUCACUGCAAACACAAAACAGCUGUUAGAGGUGAUUUCCCACAGGUGCCAACCCUUACUGUACUCACUCUCUCGGCCUCGCUUUCCACAGACGUCUCUCAGCCACGCCCCCAUCACCAAACAGGGUUUUUGCAGAAAUCGGCGUUCUGAAAUGCCAUCUAAACGAGAAUGCGGUUUCCUUUCACCGCUUAAGGGAUUAAGAGAAAGCGGUUUAACACACCUAGGUUUCUCUCAGAGAAUGUGGCAUAUCUGGCCAUGUAAACAUAUAAGAAGUGUUUUCAUGGGUUUUUGAAGAGUACACGUGCUUGAACAGACAGGGUAACACACGUCAUCAGAUGGCCCAAUAACAAGUAAACAAAGCAGAAAGACUUCAACAUUUCUGGGAGUUCAGUCGGUAAAGCACAUCCACAAUAAACUAUACACAUUUAUACACAUAUAUAAAUAUAUCAACUGUCCCUAAAAAUCCCCACUAUUGCAGCGCAUUUCCGUUGCAGGUCACAAUGAAAGUUAAGGAAACAAACACAGCAACAACUGUGGAAAGCAAUGGAGAAUAAUAUAGCAAAAUGGUCUUUCACAGAUGCCUUGUUUGUUACUUACACGAGCGUCGCAGGUAUAUUAUGUUGCUAUGGAGAACGUUGCUCUCUUACCGAGCCGCAUAAUAAGGAAUUAUUCAGUCCAUGUAAACUUUCUCACUGCGUUCUCGCAAUAUUCUGCUUUCUGAUAUCCAUAUAGAUGCACUCAUUGACAUCAGACAUACUGUGAUGUGUCAUGAGGUGCCAAGUUUGAAUGUGCAAAAGUGUGAAUGAGAUUUGAGAGCUAAAGCAAAUACUUACAUUUUGGUCUGUUCCUCACACAAAGUUAUCGUUUGGCUUCAGAAGACUUGAAACACAGCACAUGAGUCAUGGAGGGUUUCUUUUUUUGUCCAUUUUGGAGCUCAAUAGUGUGAAUCCCCAUCAAGUUUCAUUGUAUGGUGGAGAGAGGCUUGGACAUUUUUCAAAACAUCUUCUUUUGUGUUACAUGGAAGAAAGAACGUCAUACGGGUUUCAGACUUGUUUGCAUUUUUUGGGUAAACUAUCCCUUUAAAUCUAGCUCUCUGUUAAUUUAGAAAUCACAUGAAAAACAUAAUGUGACUCAUAUCGUUAAUGUAUAUGUAUGUAUGUAUAUAUAUAUAUAUAUAUAUAUAUAUAUAUAUAUAUAUAUAUAUAUAUAUAUAUAUAUACUGUAUGUGUUAAUGUGUGUGUCUGGGUUUUGCAUGGGACUAUGUUUUACCAGUGCCUGUAACAUGAUUCUCUCUUGUCUAUGAACUGUAUCUUGGCAGUAACUUUAAACACUUGGCCACAUUCUCCAGAGCGAAGGCUAAAAGAAUGCAAUAAGCUCUCACAAAAGGGAACGCCAAGCCCAUUGACCAAUGUACUCUCCAAGUCUUUUCAAACUAGUUGGAACACAAGUCCGUCUGGCAUCUCGUUCUGUCUCGCAUCCUUUCAUCUUGCAGAAGGCUCAGUAUAUCUCUGUACACCAAGUAAUAAGGCGUAGCUUCCUGCUUUACAAGGGUUUGGUACUUCCUUUAUUGAUUGUUAUUGGUUCUGUGAUACGACAUGUGCUUCUAGUAUGGUAUCUACCAAUGGCAAAAGUGGUAAAAAAACGUUCCAGGACAGCAGCUGUUUGUUUGUCUUUGGUACUGGCUGCUUAUCUAUUUUAUGUCACAUUGUACGCGUAACGUUUUUAAAUGGGAAGUGCCUGUGAAGAGGGAUGUUUUUACAUGUUAAUAGUUGACGUGUCACCAAAUGCACAUAUUUCUACAUGACAUUAUUGUUUUCUUUUGACUUUAUCUCCUAGUACAACAUUCAAUUUAAUUGUUAAAAGGAAGCUAAGAGUUAUCGGCACAUUUUUUUGAUGUAUUUGUACAACCUUUUGUCUUCGAUAUAUGUCAUAGGUACAUAAGAGUUCCAGUAGCUCUUGUAUACAAGGAGCAAAUGUUUUUACCCCAUGUUUUUACCUGAUGUGUCAAAAUGUGCACAAAGCUUCUCUGUACAUAUCAAAACUAUAUUCAAUAAAACAUUUC